Ipomoea triloba (trilobed morning glory) is the source of this 1296-nucleotide messenger RNA. Its product is annotated as protein FAR1-RELATED SEQUENCE 5-like. Gene Ontology annotation, biological process: regulation of DNA-templated transcription. The record is from RefSeq and is a predicted model, not a curated record. The coding region runs from base 1 to 1296 and encodes 431 amino acids. The transcript is spliced from 7 exons. Lineage: Eukaryota; Viridiplantae; Streptophyta; Magnoliopsida; Solanales; Convolvulaceae.
AUGGGAUUUAGUGUUAGGAAGGGAAAACAGUACUACUUCCCUGGAACUCGGAAUGUGAAGUCGAAAAAGUUCCAUUGUUAUAAGGCUGGGUUGAAAGCAAAACAAGCGAGUGCUAUUAAGUGUUAUACAAAGAUAGAUACUCGGACUGGAUGUGAUGCAAUGUGUCAAUUUGAAUUAGAUUCAAGUGGGAAGUGGGUAGUUACAAAACAUGUAAAGGAGCACAACCAUGAGUUGUGUCCGGCAUCUGCAAGCUAUAUGCUUAGGUCGCAUAGGAAUGUUUCUGUUGAUCAGUUGACAUACCUUAAAGAUAUGAAGAGGAGUGGAGUCCCAUUAUCUGAUGGUAUUCGAUUUUUAAAACAUCAGUCUGGAGGUUCACCAUUUGUUGGAUUUACUGCCAGGGAUGCUUAUAACACAAUGUUGUUAGAUUCAGCGAAGCAUUUAGAUGGGACUGACUCUAACACUUUGAUUGAGAUUUUUCGGAAGAGACAAUUGAAUGAGUCUGGUUUCUUUUUUGAUUUCGAAGUUGAUGAUGAUGCUAGGUUGUGUAUGAACCACCAUUGUAUGAAUGUGAUGUUUGGUUGUGGCUUUUUAUUGAAUGAGAGGACAGAAUCUUUUGUUUGGCUGUUCAAAACGUUUCUACAGUCAAUGGAUGGUAGGCAGCCACAAACAAUAAUGACUGAUCAGUGUUCUGCCAUGGCUGCUGCAAUCAUGCAAGUAUUUCCAAAUUCAAAACAUAGGCUAUGUAUUUGGCACAUUGGGGAGAAUUCAAAGAAGCACAUCAAAGGAUUGAGAAUGCAGAAGGGUUUCAUAGAGUUAUUUAAUUUUCUGUUAAAGUAUAGUAGUGAUACAGAAGCUGAAUUUGAAUUUUACUGGAACAGAGCUCAACUGGAUUUAUUCGGCAUACCACACACCCUCUCUACUUACAAAUAUGGAUGUGUGAUUUCUGAGUGGAGGAGCAGGGAGAGUGGUGAAGAUGUUCGUUGUUCUCAAGGUUUGCCAUCAAUGGCUAUGAAUUACGUGAAGUUACUUUCACAUGCUAGAGAAGUUUACACUAUUGAGAUAUACUUUUUAUUUGAGGAACAGUUCUUGAAAGGUUCUUCAUGCCAUCAAGAUUUGGUGGGUGUCAGUGGUGAGGUUUGUUUUAGUGUUAAGGACUUGGAUAUAAUUCGUCAUGAGGUUUGUUUUAGUGUUAAGGACUUGGAUAUAUCAUGUCAUGAGGUUGUUUUCAGAGAUGGGUAUUUUGUGCUCUCAUUCUCUUCGCAUUUUAAAUAUUCACUGUCUUGCAACAAUCCCUGA